CACUGUGAGUCAGUCUGUUGGUUUCCAUUCGUCGUCCGUCUGGAAUGAAGUCAGACUGAGGAAGAAGAAGAAGACCAGUGAAGGCAAGGAGUGAGAAAACCACUGAAGAAGGUGGAGCAGGAGUAAGAAGAAGAAGAAGAGGAGGAGGAGGAGGAGGAAUGAGAAGAAGAGCAGAAGCAUCAGAAGGUCAGAGGUAGCUGACAUCAGCCUGUGAUUGACAGCUGUCAAUCAUUUGAUCUCAACCAACCAGGAGACAGAAAAACAUGCAGUAGAGACGGACAGGUGAGGUACCUGUAGAUGAAGAUCGUUGGCCAAUCAUGGCAUCCAUCAGAAGACGAACAAGAAGUCUGAUUGUGCUCCACUUCCUGCUGGGUGUGCUCCUGGUUCAUCCUGAUGGGAGCAUCUGUCUGGAGCUGCAACCUUCAUCCACUGAAGUUCUGCUCAACUCAAAUGCCAACUUCACUGUGGUGUGCUCAGGCUGGAGUCAGGUUACAUGGCGGUUACCUCAAGAUUUUUUGAUGGAUGGAGUUGACGUGGACAAUCAGGGGUCCAGCAGUGUCCUGCAGCUCUCUAAAGUCACCUGGAAGAAUUCUGGGAGAUACACAUGUGAGGAGGCAUCAUCCUAUCAGAGCAAAGUGGUCGACAUCUUCAUCCCUGGUCAAGGUCCAGAGGAAUGGUUUGUCCCGCUGGGUCCAGGUGUGGUGAUGAAGGAAGCAGAGGAAGAUACCAUCCCCUGUGUUGUGUCUAACCCGCAGCUCAACGUCUCGCUGUAUGAACGUCCCGGCAGGACACCGGUUAGCGGGAUGACGUAUGAGCCGGGCCAUGGCUUCACAGGUCGUCUGAAGGACACAUCAUAUGUGUGCGUGGCCACCCACGGAGACGUGGAGAUAGAGUCACAGGUGUACUACGUCUUCAGCAUUGUAGUUCCUAAGGUGAUGGAGGUGGAUAUGACGGUGUCCAGCAGUGUGUUGAAGCAGGGGGAGGUCCUGACUGUAAACUGCACCGUCAAAGACACAGAGAUGGUUUUCUUCAACUGGGACUUUCCCCGCAAAGAGGAUUUCGAACCUCUGACAGACUUUCUGCCCAAUCGGAUCCGCUCAUUUGUAAACAUCUCUGCAGCAACAGUGGCAGACUCUGGUGUAUAUGUGUGUGUGGUGCAGGAGACGAUACAGGAACGAACUGUGAAGAAGAAUGUCACGGUGACAGUACUGGAUCGAGGUUACGUCUACCUGUGGCCUUCAGGUGAGACCAACGUGUCGUCUCUCCUACAUCACACAGUGGAGUUCAGUUUGGAGGUCGAUGCCCACCCUGCUCCGACUUUCCUCUGGACCAAAGACAACCAGACCGUUGCCAUGGGAACCACCUCCAUCACCACCACGCACCACGUAGAUCAGAGGUAUUUCAGCACGCUCAAGCUGGUUCGAGUCCAGAUGGAUCAGGCAGGAAGUUACACAGUCACAGUUUCCAAUGAAGAUGACAUCCAGGAGGCCGUCUUUAACCUGGAGGUCAAAGUGCCCCCUAGGAUCACGUCUCUGUCGGAGCUCGGCAGUAAGGCGGUGCUGUGUGUCAGCGAGGGAGCUCCGCCCCCAUCUGUCACCUGGUACACCUGUCACAGCUCAAACAGGUGCAAUAAUGUAACGGGCGGCUGGAGAAGCCUAUCAGCAAACCCGGAGAGCGGAGCUCCGCAGCAGAACACCACGGAAGUGGAGGAGAGAGGAGUCACCCAGGUACGCAGUGUGUUGACGCUCAAGAGUCUCUCCUCUUUGUCAGCUGUUCGCUGUGAAGCCAAAAAUUCUGCAGGACGACGAGCAAGAGACCUGCGAAUACUGUCCACCUCUCUCCUGUCUCAGGUUGCUGUAUUGGCAUCAGUUUUGGUUUUGGUCGUCAUUGCUGUCGUCUUCCUCAUCAUUCUCAUCCUCCUCUGGAGAAAAAAACCUCGUUAUGAAGUUCGUUGGAAGGUCAUUGAGUCGGUGAGUCCUGACGGACAGCAGUACACCUACCUCGACCCCACGCAACUGCCCUACAACUCCACCUGGGAAGUACCACGAGACAACAUAGUAAUAGGUCAGGUGUUGGGUUCAGGUGCAUUUGGUCGAGUUGUUGAGGCAAAUGUGUCUGAUCUACUUCACUCUCAUUCUACAACUAAAGUGGCAAUCAAGAUGGUCAAACCCAGUAGCGGUGCAGUUCAGUCUCUGAUGUCGGAGUUGAAGGUCAUGGUUCAUCUCGGUCCUCACCUGAAUGUUGUCAACCUGCUGGGAGCGUGCACAAGAGGAGGUCCUGUCUAUCUGAUCACAGAGUUCUGUCGUCACGGAGACCUGGUGAACUACCUGCAGAGGAACAAACACACCUUCUUACAGAGCGACCCACACACCAAGAGUGACAGUGAUGGAGGUUACAUGGACAUGAAUAAGGAGAGCGCUCAGUAUGUCGCCAUGAAGGAGCUCAGCUACGCCGACAUUGAACCUGCGGUGUACGAGACGCCGUACACACCGCCAGACCAGCAGGAGGCGUCGCUCCUCCUCAGUGACUCUCCUCUACUGACGCUCAAUGACCUGCUCAGCUUCUCCUUCCAGGUUUCUCAGGCCAUGGACUUCCUCUCAAACAGAAAUUGCGUCCACAGAGACCUGGCAGCGAGGAAUGUGUUGGUCUGUGAGGGAAAACUGGUGAAGAUAUGUGACUUUGGUUUGGCCAGAGAUCUGAUGAAAGAUCAGGAUUACAUUGCCAGAGGAAACAGCUUCCUGCCAGUAAAGUGGAUGGCUCCAGAGAGUAUUUUCCAAAACAUUUACAGCAGUCAGAGUGAUGUUUGGUCCUAUGGAGUGUUACUGUGGGAGAUUUUCUCUCUGGGUGGGAGCCCGUACCCCGACGUUCCCAUGACCCAGGAGUUUUAUUCUGCUCUGAAGAGAGGCUACAGAAUGAGUCGACCUGACCACGCUCCCGACAACAUUUUUGAUCUGAUGAAACAGUGUUGGGAGGAGAAACCUCAGUUCAGACCUUCUUUCUCCUCACUGGUUGCCUCCGUUGGCAACAUGUUGAGUGACGACUACAAAAAGUGUUACCAGCAGCUGACUGAGAACUUCAUGAAAAGUGAAAAUCCAGCUGUUGUACGAUCCAGACUGAGUCCGUCCAUAGCUGUCGGAGAUCUGACUGAUGGAGAGACGGACACAAAUGGAAGUCCCGACCCUCAGGUGAACUCUCACCUGUUGAAGGUGGAGCCAGAAGAGGCAGGUCCCUCCCAUGGCACUUACAUCAUCCCUAUCACAGACAUCACCAUAGAAACCAGCGGUGGCGCUGCGCUGGACGCAGUCAGCCCUCAGCUGUCAGAUACUCAGGACACAGCAGGAGCACAGGAAGUGACCUCAUCCGAGGACAGACAGGAAACCGAGGAGCUUCCUGCUUCAUCCUGCAAACGUGAGGAAGAGGAGGAGAGCUGCCUGUGAAGGGUUCAGCUGCCUUUCAGACUGGGUGGAGGGUUUAAUUAGGGCACAGCACAUCCUGCCAGACAGAGCAUAGGGGUUCAAUGCCCCACAGAGUCUGCCACGCCCUCAUUCCUCAAACGAUGACAUCAUCACCAGAGCUGAGGUUCUUCUGAGCAAGGCAUUAUUUUACCCACAGUGUUGACUGUAAGGCUGCCAAAGGAAACGUUUUAUAUAUAUAUAUAUAUAUUUUUGAAAUUAUGUUUGACACAGGAAACAGAAAUAUUAUUCCUGUUGAAAUUAGUUGUGUCCACAGUAAACAGAUUUAUAACUUUAUAAUCUUCAGCUUCAUAUUCUUUAUUUACUCAUAUUAUUCUGAAAUGUCUGUAUUAUAUCUGUGUUAUUAUUUUUUAUUAUCUGCUUUAUUCAAACUGCUCUGAUUGAUGUCAGAACUGAAGCUGUUUAUCCAAAUAAAUAUCAAAAUGAAA
This is a messenger RNA of Larimichthys crocea (large yellow croaker), 3901 nucleotides long. RefSeq names its product platelet-derived growth factor receptor beta. Gene Ontology annotation, cellular component: plasma membrane; signaling receptor complex. The record is from RefSeq and is a predicted model, not a curated record. Bases 318 to 3437 code for a protein of 1039 amino acids. The transcript is spliced from 28 exons. Lineage: Eukaryota; Metazoa; Chordata; Actinopteri; Sciaenidae. Gene Ontology annotation, molecular function: platelet-derived growth factor beta-receptor activity; platelet-derived growth factor binding; ATP binding. Gene Ontology annotation, biological process: angiogenesis; positive regulation of kinase activity; positive regulation of smooth muscle cell migration.